AUGACCUCCAAGCUGGAACAAAAGGAAGCUCAUCACACCAAUGGCGUGGUGCUACCCAUUGUUGCUGGCCCUAUAGACUGUCUCUCCAGUCCUGACCGAGAACAUCUCGUUGAAUCUUCCGAGUUUUUAGGGCCUGAAGAAGGAGGAGGUGUCGAGGUGGUAGUGAUAGAAUCCCGAGCCAAUGCCAAAGGGGUGCGUGAGGAAGAUGCUCUGCUAGAGAAUGGCAGUCAAACUACAGAGAGUGAUGAUACCAGCACAGACCGCGGCCCAGAACCAGCCUCUCCUCUAAAAGAGACCUCCUUUUCCAUUGGGCUGCAAGUCCUCUUUCCUUUCCUGCUGGCAGGGUUUGGGACAGUUGCAGCUGGGAUGGUCCUGGACAUUGUGCAGGUAAGACUAAAAGCCUUCAGCAUGGAAUGGGCUCAAAAUUCUGUAUCUGGACUUGUAACUUGCUUUAUUGUUAGUGUCUUUUAAAUCCCAUGAGAGUGAUUUGGUGGGAGGCAGAGGUUUUCCAUUAGAAACCAUUAUAUAUUUAUUCCUCUCUUUUUUUCAGGCUCAUCUUCCUUAGAUUUCACAUGUGAGAAGUAGAAUAAGCCUCCCUCUUCUGGAAGCAAUUAAAGUUUAGGUGGUCAAUAGCAGUGUGACCCACUCUUUCUGUUCCUGAAUCUGAAUGCCUUUUAAUAACCCAAGACCCAUCUUUUUCUUAUAAAUCUCAGCUUUAAAGGAACAUAAACUCUAAAACCCAGCCUCUGAAUUGAAAAUAAACUUCUAUUUCUUAGAGAUGGAGAGUCAGGAAUGUAAAGACAUCUAGAGUUCUCCCAAAAGUUCAGACCCUAGAAAGUAAAUACAGUAGUGCCAAGCCCAAUACACACACCCAAAAAUGUGAAGUGAACUUUUAAAAAAUGCACUUUUGGUGGUGUUUACAGAACUGAUUAUCAUAUGUGUGCCUGAAGAGUUGCCAAUCUGGGGAAAACUCAAAGAGCUGCAGUAAACGUUUUUAGCCGGGGGCCGAGACCUGUGAUAUUAAUUGCUGGCAAAUCCAGUCGGCUGUUAUCCAGUUAAAAGACUUGUUUAGCUGAGGGAUGAAAAUGUGUUCAGCUUUUGCAUGUGGUCUGGCUUGGCCCAAAUGCAGAAUCUCCUUAAUAUUUUUCUAAAUAAAUAUUAGAAAUGUAAGGCACAGUGGAGAUAUCCAAUAGAUAUCUCUUGAAACACUAGCUGUCGUGUGGAGCUUGCCUCCUUGCUCUCAGAUGACAUUGCUGAGUUACUGGGAUUACGGUGUCACUGGCCUCUAUGCCUGCAGUACAGCUAUCUGGCAGGUCAUGUUAAUGUUAAAGGCCGAGGCUCUGUCUCAGUAGUCUUAUCUGCCUCAUUUAUGCAAGCCAGGUAGCACUUUGGACAGAAUCCGACCCUACAGUUUCAAAUUGCGGCUGCCUCCUGAAGUGACCGGGUGACCUACUAUAGCUUAACAUUAAACAUUCAGCUAAAAAAGCUUCUACUUAAGCACCUUGGUUUUAAACACUUCGUGAAAUUUCAGUAUCAUACCAUUUCUGUGCUUUCAGGAGCUUAGAGGGAGUUGUUGUCGCUAGAAAUUGAAAUAAGAAAGCCAGUGUGGUAUAGCUGGACCUGGAAGAGCAGGGUUUAAAUCCCCACUCAGCCAGGAAACUCACUGGUAAACUUGGACCAGUCACCUACCUCACUGGGUUGUUGUGACGGGGGAAAAUGAAGAGGGUUAGAGUUCUGUUAGAGUUGAUGGAAAGAUGGGAUAUUUUAAAAAUUAACAGAGCAUGGUGUAGCUUUGUAGCCAAAUGUUCUUGCUCAUCUUUUUGUGUGACAAAUUAGAACUGCACCGGUCAUUAAACCUAAUGAGAUUCAUGGGGGGGGGGGGCGGUGUUAAUGUUUUGUUUUAUGUUGAUAACUUAAAAGUCCUGCUGGAGCAGGCCAGAGGCCCAUCUAGUUUAACAUCCUUUCCUCACAGCGGCCACAAGCAGUCCAGAAUGCAUCAGCAGUUAACCCGCAUGAUUUUCAGCAGCUGAUAUUCAUGAGCUUACUGCCUCUGACAUUAGAGGGAGAGCAACAGCCAUCAUGGCUAGUUGCUGUUCUUUCUUAUAAUCAUAGAACUGUAGUGUUGGAAGAGACCCUGAGGAUCAUCUCGUCCAACCCCCUGCAAUGCAGGAAUAAGCAGCUGUCCCAUACAGGGAUCAAACCUGCAACCUUGGUUAUCAGCGCCACACUCUUUGUUGAUAGCCGUUUAUGUACUGCCUAAGUGUAGCUGGAGUGUACUUCUCAAGAUGGAGCUGUGUAAAUCUAAAACUCAGACUUGGUCAUUAUUAUACAAUAUCCUGGGUGUUUGAUUUCAUUGGCAGCAGAUGCAGUUUGGGUUGGGGAAGGGGCUCAGUCAUGGCAUAAAUGCGCAAACUAAUCAGGAUUUCAUUUUUUUCUCAUGCAGCAGCAAUAUAUACCUUCUAGUUUUUCAGUGUGUAGGGUGUUAGGCCUGUCUUUUACUAUCUAUAUGAUAACAACUUCACGUGAUAUGUUUUUAUGCAAGUUUUCAUGCUGCUUGGAUCAUCAUGAAAAUAUAAUUCAUAAGUGAGUGUGUGCAUGAAAUUAAUACCCUACCAGCCUCAGCUUGGAGGACUUCCAGAUCCAGUUGAUGGAAUCUUUGGAAGAGUCCCAAUACUGAGCCCAGAUUGAGAAAUCACAUCCCUACCAAAGUGAAUGUUAAAAUUAAUCCUAAGUCAAUUUUGUUGGAAUAGGUGCUAACUGAUAAGAUACAAGCUAGUGGGCAUCUUACCUGUUAGCAAGUCAGCAUUGUACUAGUUACCUUUUCUUCCAGUGUGAUUUCUUGGGAAAACGUUCUAUAUUGGACGUGAUUCAUUCUUUUCCGGCGCUAUGUAAGCUUCUCAUUGGGAGUGGAGCAGUAUAUAGUGUGAAGUUGUCUUGCUCAGAAAUAAGCAUCUCUAAAUGACUGUCAUGCUUUAGAAGGUUGCAUGCAUCUGUGUUACAUGGGAACUAGUAUAAUACCAAUAUUCCAGCCUUCCUGCUCACAAUGGAAUUAUACAAAAGCAAAAUCUUAGGACGAUGUCCUAAGAAUUUUUUUUAAAAGAGACUAAUCUGCUUAUAUUGGCCACCUUUCUUUGAAAGUCAAAGCUGUUAAUACCUUCAGGCUUGGUUCAUUCCCACUGGUAUUUGGAAAGCACUCCCAGAUUGUUCAUAGCUCAGUGGGAAAUUUGAACAACCACCAACUUUUUUUUGCAGAAAUAAGUAGGUCUUGAAAGUUAACAGCAGGAGCCUGUUGGCAUCUCCCUAAAUGUCAGUGUUGUCAAGUCUUACUCAUGGAACCAGUCAAUGUAAUUUGUUUUUCCUUUGGGUGGCUCUUUUCCUUUGUGGUCUUUUUGAGUCUCUUGGUUCCCCAGCAGUUUGACACCCACACUUUUAUUUCUCACCCCCACCUGCAAAAACACAUCUUCUUCUCUGGAUCACUGAGAUGCAGCUCUGUGGGGUUGGCUUGCCACCUCUUCCUUUGUUUUCAUGAAUCUUGAGUUGUGAAGACCUUUUUCUGGGUUAGGGAUGAAAUAGUUUGCUGUCUGUUGCCUUGCUCCCAGAAUUGUUCCCUUGUUGUCGUUUAGUCGUGUCCGACUCUUUGUGACCCCAUGGACCAGAGCAUGCCUGCUGUGAGCAAAUAUCUAACCCAGGAGUAGCCCCAGUCAGCAUGGCCAACAGUGUGGGGUGAUGGGAGUUGCGGUUGAACAUCAUUUGGAGGUUGGCUACCCUGUUCUUGGAGCAAGCUGUUCAUUCUUUCUCUUUGAGGCUUUCAAGGAACAAUUAGAUAAGUCUAUAUCCUGGUGCAGCACUGUGUGCACUUGUUUCUUGAAACCACAGUUCCCGGAGUUAUGUCAUGAAACUAUUGUACGCACAAUUGCCUAGGGGUGGAUUGUCACUGGCAGAGCAUAGCAGUUCGGACUCUUUGGAGCCAGUGAGCAACUGUCUUUCUGCAAGUGAUCAAUUUUCCCCUUGCCCUUUUUAAAGGCCUCCAGGCAUGCCUUGAUACUGAACAAAGGACUGGGCUGCUGAAGAGGUGAGGGGAAAGUGAGAAUUAAAAUGGAUGCGUAUUUAUACUGCUUGUUUGAUCUUCAGUCUUAACAAGGGAGGAUAAGAAUAGUCACUAUUCUACAGUAAAAUGGUACACAGUGAGACGUGAAGGUGCAGAGGGCCAGGUCUGAAGAAUGGGGGUGGGUGUUUUGUCCCCAUUUCCCAUUUGCUUUUGUUUUGCUUUCACAUUUCCUUGUCUGCUAGCAAAUGGCACAAUAGCCAAACAACUUUCCAAGGUAACAAGUGGCAGUGGUAAAGUGUCACAUGAGCUGUCUGUCAAAUAUACUCACUUUUCCCCACUUUCCCCCCAUAUUCCAAUUUAACAUACCUUUUAUACAGAGGCCAUGUGCUGAAACUUUUAUGUGGAAUUUGGGGCAUGGGGUUUGAGCUAGCUGCUUUGAUCCCUAAACAGGACCAACCUUUUACCAGCUGGGAUAGCUCAGUUGGUAGAGCAUGAGACUUUUCAUCUCAGGGUUGUGAGUUCUAGCCCCACAUUGGACAAAAGAUUCCUCCAUUGCAGGGGAUUGAACGAGGUGAUCCUUGGGGUCGCUUCCAACUCUACAAUUCCAGUUUAGUUGAUACGUAUCAUGCAUGUGCAAAAUGACCUUUUUCAAAAAAAAGAUUGGACAGGGGAAAGGAUCACUGGAAAGCUUAUUAGGUUCGUAUGGGAGAAGAUGGUAUUCUACAUACUCAGGUCAUUUAAAGAUCACUUUGAAUUGGACAUAGAAGGCAAUGAAGAUGUUUUAAUGCUGGGGAAUAUGGUCAUGGUGUUGUCUUGGUGAACAGUCUAUCAUAUUCUGCACCUCUUUUUGAUAUUUUCCAAAGGCACUCUUCACAUAGUGUCUUAGAGCAGUUUAACCUAAAUAUAGUAGCGCAUCAAUAGUUGUCACCCAUCCAUCUGUCUCAGAAGAGAUUCAGCUGGCAUGCUAUUCAUAACUGGUGAAAGGUAUUGUGAUCUCCAGGUGCCCUUGAUAAAUCCUUCAGCAAUGUUGGAUCCGAAAGCAACCCUCUAGUGAACCUGAUCUUUGUGAGGGGGAUGCAGGCUCAUCCAGAACAUGUCAGAUACCAAUUCCAUAGUCUGAUAAAACGUCUGGAGCUGUGUGCGAUGACGGAAGGUGUUGAGGGUGUUGUCAUCUGCUUAUUCUACCAUUUGGCAGCAUGUUGGCGCUUGGAGGCUUCCACCCUGCCACGUUUGGAAUAAAUAAACACUGUCAUUUGUUUAUCAGAUGUGCGAUGCUAAUGAAAGACUAAACAUGCAAAGGCUUCAGGCGCAGCUGCUGUUCUUUUGAACCUGACCCUGUCCUCUUAAACUGCAAAUGUGCCCUCUAAUAAUCCGAGUCAGGAGGCUCAUUUCUUGCAUUUAACAUGGUUUCUCCUGGACAGCGAGGAUUUCUACUGGAGGUGUCAAACUCAUGUAGGGUUCUUCUUUUUCUUUUUUUGCUUCUGCCAUUCAUGGUGCCUUGAUAAAUAUGAGAUCAGCAUCUAAUCUGUGCUUUGUUACAUCCUUCUUCCCAACCUUAUCAUCCGUCUGUGGUCAGGCAUUUUACAAGCAAACACCUGACACCCCCCCCCCAAAAAAGCAGCUCAGGAAGAUUACACUUCAAAAUUAAAGCUUAAAUAGCUUUCUUAUCCCUUGCCCAAAUAUAAAGGUCUUGCAUUGUUUCCAGAAAACACUCUGGCUAAAGCCACUCUGGAAGAGGAAUGGCAUUCCAGAAUGUGUGAGUUUCCACCAAGGAUGCUUGUUUAUAUUAAUUAUCCACUCUCAGCACUCAUACAGCCUGAUCCUAUGAAUGGUUACUGACUCCUACUGAACUCCUCACUUGUUUGUGCAUAGGAUUUCAGUCUUGGGGUGUUAUUUGCCUGACUAACAGGGAUGUUCUUCUGAGAAGCUUUCAUAGUGCACUCCCAUAUCGAUCCUGUGUUUGACAGUAGCCCAUGACCAGUCAUACAAAACUGCUUCUUUUAUUUGCAUCCCAACCUUCUUUCAAGGAGCUCAGAAUGGUGAGCUUGGUGGGCCCACAUGGUGUUUCCAAGCAUAUCCUUCCCUCUGUCAAAACUCACCAGACUCUGACCUGCUUUGCAGAUCUCCUUUCUCUGUGGCCUGGUCCCAGCUGUUUACAUCAAGAUUCUACUUAUCUAAUUGGCAAGGGCUACAAAGUUGAACUGCCAUCCGAUGACUGUAAUUUUCUUUCUGCACUGCUUAUAAUGAUUACUCAUGGGAACUCGGCUGUAAUAAUGCGUUGCCUGAAGCAGAAUAAAUGCCACUCAUUUUUCCUUUCUUCCCUCCUUCAUCCAAAUAUCAGUGCUUAAGGACAGGAGUGAAACCUUCCAUUCUUGGACUUCAAAAGGUGGCAUUAGUAUGCUAGAAGACAAUCUGGAAGACAGCGUAGAACUUCAUUUGAUCUUUAGAUACUGAAGUUGCCAGGUGCUGUUGCAUCUUAGGGGGUGGAACUUGAACUUCUGUGAAUGGAAAGUGCUGAGAGCCAACCUUUGACUAUACUCUGGGUGAUAGCAGGGUAGUGAGACGGUAUUUGACAAGUAUGUUUUGGAGAGCAGCAGUAGACCCAUUCCCUUUCACAGCUAAUAUGACUGAUGUGACACUACAGCCCUUUGAAUUUCAGUUUGCUUUAACUUCCCAAGCAGAUAGUUUCAGGGCAGGCAGCUGCAACCUCGUAAGCCUCCCCUGGUGCUCCUACUGAGGGAUUUUGUAGGUCCGGUCAUUAUAUUAGAACCACACCUACUGCUCUGUUACAGCCCCCACACCCAGUCUCUAACAAACCCUGGCUACAAAUUGCGGUGAAGGAGAAGAGACCUUAACCACAGUUCUGGGUUCAAAUGACUUUCCAAGCCAAACCUUGGGUCAGUAUCUGUACUGUGCAUAGGAACUAAAAGGGUAAUCUCUAAAUUUAGCAAUCUCUAAUUAUAUAUAUUUUCUCGGAUCUGUGAAAUGUGUUCUAAGAACACAUUGCACCCUUGUGAAGCUUAGAGUUCCAGAGUUCUAACGGAAAAAGCUAAAGGCAGAGUUGUUCAGAAAGUGGAUCUUUUGAAGCCUGCAGCUUUUAAGUGCUGCGUAGAAACCCAUCUGGCGCAGGAUAUGCUUGGAUGGGUAAAAGAUUCUAGGCUAGCAGGGGAGAUGCUUUCACAGUAAUGGAUGUGAGAUAAUUGCAAACUUUUUCAUCUGGCUAGCAACAUGAAAGUACCAGCAAAGCAAACUCUUUUUUUCCUUUUGGCUAUGCGGGGAUUUAUACAGGAUGCCUUGGACUCCCAUUGCAAUACAAGGGAAACAUCUUGCAUCUAAUUUUUGUUUUUUUUGGGGGGGGGCAUUAAUUGUGCUAUCUAUCUUAUGCCUGCUGGCUGAGAUGUCUUCACAUUGGAAAUUUUAGGAGAUCUCUUCCCCUUACAUAAGAGGCUUAAUGUUAGAGGCGCCCUUUUUAGCGCUUUGAUAUCUCUUACCAAGAGACACUCUCUACUUGCAGCAAUAUUUACCCUCUGCAGGAGCCAGUAAUAUCCUGAUCAUGGUUCUAAAUACGCCAGUAGGUUUGGCCUUGCGUGUAUUAAAAGGGAGUUGGCGUAAGUGAAGGCUCUUGUUUCCCUUCCUUGGAAAGAGCUUCUUCUCCCUUAGGGAACAUCCCUACUUGGAUUGUAUUCCCGCUGGAUCCAGUUACAACUCCUAGCGGAUCCUUUGCCUGCUCCAGCUUGAAGUGCAGGCACCAAGGAACCUGUCAGGAAUAUUAGAGAAAAAUAACUUGAUAUUGUGAUCCCAAAAGUCUCUGCUCCGAUGCCUAAUUCAUCAUUUUACUUAGUUUGACAUGUUUUGAAAAUGCUUCCUGCCUAAAUUGCUUGUUCUUAAGCUUUGCUUCGUGGUUGAACUGUAGCCUACGAGCUGUGGAAAAACCGAGAGAGUGAAAAUGAGUUACAUUCACUCUCAUAUUAAGUUUCAUACAGCUAACUUUUUCUGCCUGGAAAGAAACUCUCUGCAUUAUUAUUUUUAUCUCUGAACUCUUAGCUCAUUGUUUUCUAAUCAGUGUCUGUCACGGAAUCACAGAACUAUAGAGUUGGAAAGGGGACAGAGGGUCAUCUAGUCCAACCCCCUGCAAUGCAGGACCCUAACACAAUUUGAUAUGAGUUCACUUACUUUAUUCCAAUCUCCAGAAAAGUAAAGCAAGACCUUUAAGGGGUUUAUGAGUAAGGAAUUUGGUUCGACUUGUAUUGUUAAUGCCACUUAACGUGAUGCAGUGAACAUACAGUGAAACUACCUUUGGUGCAUCAAAGCAGUUACCUUGGGGGGGGUUAUGGGUAGAAAACUCAAACAUAACCUAAAUUCAUAGGAUUGUACAGUCUGAAGGGGUCCUGAGGGUCAUCUAGUCCAACCCCCUGCACCGCAGGAAUCUUGCCCAGCUUUUGAAAUGCAUUUGUACUUAAACACAUUGAAUAGUAGUAUUGGUAUAUGCUAUCUUACCAUACCUUGCUGGUUGUUUAACAAUAAAUUCUUAGAACGGCAUUAAUUCUUAUAAAGAUCUUUCUCCCAAAUAACCUGAGUAAUAUUUUAAUGUCCAUAUAACGGUAAUAGCGGGCAGGAUCCACAGUUGUGUGUUCCUUUAUGGAUAAUUCUCACAUUUAGCUGAAUGGUUAAGAGAUUUCUCAUUUGCAGUGUCUUUUAUAUUAGACUAAUUCUCUAUCUACCAUGUCAAAUGUGUAUAUGAAACCCUAUUGGCACCACGGUUGAGUUCUCCUCCCAAUGCAUAGCAAAGAGUUCCCUGAAGACUGUAGAAGGGGAAGAAAGCAUUGCAUUCUCUGUCUGUGCCUCCUGUGAUCUCAAUCAUUAGCAGCCCAUCACAGCAGCUGAUGCGGGUUUUGAAAACCUGUACAUCAAAUUAAUUUAAUGCUUCACCUACUUUGACCCUGUGAGCAAAGAAGCUGUUAAGAAGGAGGUUUUGCAAAGGAGAGGCGCUUUCUUUUAAAGGCUGCCAAAUACUGCCUUUUCCUCCUCUUUCCUAACACUUGUGGACAUCUAAUGUUGGAAGAUUCCAAACAGGUAAAAGAAAGUACUUUUCACACAGCGCAAGAGACCCACAGGAGACCAUCUUGGAGGACUUAAAAAGUCUACUAGACAAAUUCAGAGGGCUCAGAGAGGGCUAUCGAUGACUACUAGCCAUGAUGACAAUACUCAGGCUCUGCCUCCACAGUCAGGGGCCCCAGUAAUGCUUCUGAAUACCAGCUACUAGGAACCACAGGAGGGAAGAGGACUCUUGUGCUCGGAUCCUGUGUGUGAUUUCCCACAGACAUAUAUGAGAACAGGAUGCUGAGCUAGAUGGGCCAUUGGCCUGAUCCGGUGCAGUUCUUCUCAUGUUCUUAAUUUAGACAAUCCUGGGGAUUGUCCUUAACCUUAAGUGUUCCUCAGCCUCAAAUCCACCCUCACUCCACAAAGUGAAUAUUGAUAAUUAGUGACUGGUUUCAUGUACACAGAGUUUGGGGAACAUCCAGUGAAGGAGCAGGCGCUCGCUAUAGCCGUCUUGCACAGCUGCCUGCCAGUCACUCCUAAAAAUAAUCAUUGAGGAAAAUGGAGCUGCUUGGCUCCCGCUCACGACCUUAAAGGCGAAAAGCACCCUGAAGCACUAUUGUGGUUAAAGGAAUAUUUUUAGAGGCCCUUACUUUAGGCUGCAAUCCUAGCCACACUUAUUCGGGAGUAAGCCCCAAUAGGGUUUACUUCUGCGGUUAACCACUACUUUCUGUAAGUACCCCAGUUUUUCCUCCCCAUAUUCAUGUAGGAUUUAUGCUUAAUCUGUUACAUUCUGAGAGCACAGUCAAGGCAGUUCCCACGUCUUACUGUAUCUUCAGUUUUCCUUUCAGGCUAGGAUUCAUGUGUACCAUAUAACCAUUACUGUUCAGUUUUUGUGAGACAAACCAAUUGCAAUGUUAGAUGUCUCUACCUUUUCAGGGGUAUUUUGGGCAGGCUGUGUCAUGUUUAUAGGGAGGGACUGUAACUUAGUGGUUCAAGUCCUUAGCAUCACCAGUUCAAAAGGCACUGCCUGACACCUUGAUUUGAACAGUUGCUGGCAGCCAGAGUAGACAAGGCUGAGCUAAAUAAAACCAAAGGUUUGUACAAGGUGUAAGGCAGCUGCCUAUGCCUGAGCAGGCAAUAGGGUGCGCCCACUCCUUGAGGUGCCUACCCUAGACUGUAUGAGCUAUAAUAACCACUGCCCAUUUGCAAAUGUCCCAAUCUUGGGUAAGGUGAUGGAGAAGGUGGUGUCCAAGCAGUUGCAGGAGUUCCUGGAUGAUAUAAAUUCCUGGAUCUUUUUCAAUCCGGAUCCAGGUGUGGUUAUGGACUGAAUCAGCCUUGGUUGCCCUGAUGGAUGAUCUGUAUCAAGAGUAGAGCCAGGUAGAUAGGAACUUGGCUUCUUCAUAAACAACAGUUUUGGAUACCAUUGUCCCUAAUGCUAAUUAACUUCUAUAUCUACCAGGAUCUGCGUAUUUAGUGGUGGGGGUCCAAUUCUAUGGAACUCCCUUCCAGUUAGGAACAGAUAGGCCCCUUCCCUGUUGAAUUUUCAGCAUCUACUGAAGACCAGCAGGCAUUUUAACUGAAGUCUGAUUCUAUAGUUUUAACUGAUUUUCUGUAUUGCUUUCUUGUACGGAGCUUAGAAGCGUUUGUAGUUAAUCAAUAUAAAAUUGAUUAAAUAAAUACACCUUUGGCACAAUAUGGCCAAACUAUAAUACUAGGGCUCUAUAUUCACUACAAACCUUAAGAAGAACCUUGCUGGAGGAAAGUAAAAGGUCAUUUUAAGAUUUCCCCCCAAGCCUUUAUUUCUUUCCUGUGGUCAGUUUUCCCUCCCCAAAGCAUCCCAGAUGCUGCAUAUAGAGUCUGCGCUAUGUAAUUAGCACUGCCUAAGAAACCUAUGUUUGCCCUUUAUGCAGCGUGUUCAGGUUUAUACUGGAAGGGACAGGAUAUUUAAAGCUUUGAGGAUGGGAAGAGAGCAGACUUGUUUUUGUUGCCUCCUCUUUACCUCCGCCUCUGUUUCUGUUUUGCGUGUUUUAAUCGGGAAGGGAAGUGGUAAUCCAGGGCCUUGAAGGAGAUGGCCUUGUGACAGACACUCGUCUGGGAAUCUGAACCAAGAGUCUGAUCCCCAGCUGUACCAGGCACAUCCCGAGUCCUGAAUGACCUCAGAUUCUGUGAUCCAGACUAAGGAGGCAAAUAGGUGAUUGUUCACCCCUAAGCAAAACAGCAUCCUGCUGUCCUCGGCCUUUGUUGCAUUUAUCAAGGCUUGCCAUCUGUCUUUUAUCAGUCACAAAAUUCCUGUGCAUGGCAAAGGAGAGGCCACAGUGUGCUCAGUCUGUGUACACAACUCCUGUUUACUCUGCAUUCAUUGCACGUCAACCACUGGUUUGUGAAGCCGUGUACAUAUGAUGAUUGCUGCAAGCUACAUCUAUCCUGUAGUUCCUUGAGAAAUGCUGCAUUUGGGUGUGUCCCCCUCCCCCCAAUUUGCUUCAAUUCUAAUUUUAAAAUGUAUGACAUAUGACUACACCAGCGCCCCCUCUCCGGCCACUGGUGUAGACACACAAAGGGAAACCCAGAAACACAUGCAACUGUGCAACAACCUACAAAGGUGCUUUGAAAAACAUGGUGUGUAGGUGGGGGGACGACCUUGUGUUUUAAGCCAGUCAUGUGUACACAAGCUUAGUUUCUGCCUUUAUUGCCUAGCUGUUGCCCUGUGCAUUUAAAUAAUAUUACAUUUUCUUCCCCUCCUGAGCUGAAACCACCCUUAUGGCAGGAAGACAACGGUAACAGCGAGGUUAGUAGCUAGUCUGCUGCUGCUUGAACUCUGAAGACAUCCUAAUACGCUGUUAGAGAAUCGUAAGGUUCCUAAUAACCCAUCUCAAUAAAUAACUGCUUCUUUUUAAACAAUCGCCUUUUUCUAGACUCUGAACUGAUUUCCUUGAUUUUUGCAGCACUGGGAUGUCUUCAAGUAUGUGACCGAAGUAUUCAUCCUGGUUCCAGCACUCCUGGGACUGAAGGGAAACUUGGAGAUGACACUAGCAUCUCGGCUCUCUACAGCUGUGAGUAUUUCGGUCUUAUGCCUGUCAGGCAGGUACCUUUAUAUCUGCCCCCCCGCCCCCCAGCUGCCCUACAUAUACCUUGAAGAGGGGUUGACUUAAAGGGACUUCCCCCCCUUGAGUCCUUGAAAUGAACUCUAGCCAAUGUAUACCUUUCAGGCAAACAAUGAGGACUAGGAACAUGCUUAAUCUCUUCAGAUGGAGAUAUUUUGGACAGGGAGCUGGAUGUUUCUGAACAUAGAGAUGGCCAGCUCAUAAAGGUUAGACUACAUUGGGACAUGUGUGUGAAGUUAGCCACGGUUGGCACUUUGAUUAGUUCAGCAUCACAAUCUCUAAAAACACUGCUGCCCAAGCCACAGCAUUGCUUUUCCCUUUGCCCUGUAGCAUAACCAGGUGCUCCUUGAUUCAAGUAGUGAGCACAAAGGCUGCUUUCGUGUGCCUAUAGAAAAACAACAAAGUCUAAAUGUAGCCAACCUCUAUUCCAGACAUGCGCUGUCUCUAGGUGUGGAGACACCAAGGAAUGAAUGAAAGUGCAUCUCCCCCAUUCUUCUGUGCCUCCUGAAAAUCUGUUUUGGGACCUUGGGAGUGGUGUGGGCUAUGAUCUGGGGGACCACAAGUAGAGGAGUGAGUUGUUGGAAAUCACUGCCCUUGUCCGAAUGGAAGAAUGACUUCGAUCCAUGCCUCUGCUCAUUUUUCUCUCUUCUUCCUCCGCCAACAACAAGCUGCCCCAAGCAAGUUGCGUUUUGAUGGAUUCAUGAGGGUUGUUGGAAAGCAACCAAGGAACAGCCAGUCUCAUCCUUUAUAGAGGGGAAGCUGGAAGGCUUUUCCCUAAUCAGGCCGCUAUGAUCCUCCUAGAUUUAGAUUCUGAGACCACUGUUGUGCUCACUUGGUUGUUUGCUGAGGAUAGCGCAGCUCAUUGAUUUCUUGCAUGAGUGCAACCUAAACAACUCCUAGCUCCUGACUCUCAAUUUGUAUUUCUAGAAUGUUCUGAGACACUUGGAAAACAUGUGCUUUAGAGGAAGUACCCCAGAGAGUAUCCCUGCACUCCAGUAUAAGUGCAGAGGUGCAAAGAAAUAAACAAGUUCAUUGGUAUCUCAAAUUGUACAGCCUAAGUGUUCAGAAAUAGUGACCUUCUCUCUCUUCUGAGAUAUGGCUGGUGCCUAUUCCUUUUAAGCUUCUGACACCAACUGAAGACCUAGAUAUUUACCCAGGCUUUUGGCGAGUUCCAGUGUUGAUGUUUGUCUUUAGUUCUGGUUGUAAAUUAUUUGCCUUGUUUUUAUGUAUUUGAAACUGUUUUAGUUGUAACCCCACUCUGGAACGUAUUUGUAAGGGGGGGAAAUAAGUAAGUUUUAAGUAAAAAAAAAAUUUUUUUUUUAAUCCUCUUACUGUGCUUGAACUGGGGUGCUUAAAUGUCACAGUUUGUUGUGGAUUCAGGGUGCUGCUCAUGUUACAAGUUUUGCACAACAUCCGUACAAUGCCAUCCUCAUCCGAAUGUCAUCCUUUGUUUUCUCAUUUAAUCUAUUUUUACAGUUUCUGUGAAAACAACAAUGCAGACAUAGUAAAUUGGGAUUAAAUUGGGAAUAUUGGAUAGCAUUUUGAUAAGGGAGAUGUUGUGUGAAUAUUGUGGGAAAAAUAUUGCAUGCAUGAACACCACCAAGUCCACAAUAAAUUGUCAUAUUGAAGCACGCUUGAUCUUGGAGUCACUGAAAUCCUACUUAUUUUUCUGAUUGAUAUCAAAAUCCAUUAGCAGUAGAUAUCACAUCUCAGGCAAAGAGGCCCAAAUAGCUGUUGACUUCAUGUUUGAUAUUUCUUUGACUUGCUGGGCCUUCCCCCUCAUGGAAGUACAUAAACCGUGUUUAUGGAAGACAAUCUUACUCGGCUACGAGUAAUCGCCGAAGGAGGAGGAGGAGGAAGUACAGAAGCAAUUAUUUCAGUACAAAAAGCAGCCUGUCCUUGGCUUAAUAUUUCACUAUAUCUGCUUCAUUAGUACAAUAAGGAUGAUCCUCAGUGUAAACAUCCUGCUCCUGGCCUUCAUGAUGCAAAGGAACACAAAAGCUGGUCUGAUUUGCACAGAAAUGUUGCCAAAAAUCUAACCUUUGGGAAUAGAUUCUGGGGCGAGAUGCUGCAUUGCUGGGUGUGUCUUGGUUUGUGGAUUAAAUCUGUUUUCUUAUAUUCAGAUACCCUUGAAAAUUCCUUUGUUGAACAAGUGUGCUUGAAAUAUAGGUUAGGGAGAUACCAAGAGGGGAAACAAUGAGUUCCUGUAUCCGUGCAACUCAUGGUGGGGUCCUUGCAGCAGGAGAGCAUUUGUUGAGAGGGAUUUGUACUGGAGAACUGGCAGGAGUGAAACACUCUUUCCCUGUGCGCCUGCUUAUUCUCUCCCCCACCAUCCCCCUCUGCCAACAGUUCCCCCUGUUAGCAAAUACAGGCUUGGAACCAAACACUUGCCCUGCUAGUCCAGUUUGGCUCUUGGAAAAGAAGCCUGUGAUUGAGGAUGCACUGCCUAAAAUGAUGUGGGUUCUGCAGUAUUUGCUUGAAUCUCCAUGUCUCCAUGCUCUUGGAGAUCCAAGUGGUAGCCCACCCCCCUGUAAUGUAGAGAGAAGUACAAGAGAGUUGCGAGAGGUUAGGGCAAUGCUUUGUGAGCCUAACUUAACCAUCUGGCCCAUUUCUGCCACCAUUUCUGCUGGCUAUUGGAACAUCUAAACAUUGAUGCAUCAUUUGCUUAGCCUACAGUCUUUCUGUAUAUUUUCGCCAGCUAAAACAGUUAAGUUGCAUACUGACAUUCUGUCCCCGUUCAAUGAUUUUGAGUGAUUCCCGACGUCUGCUUGGCCCUUCUCCACCCAGUUCUUCAUGAAAGGAGGCAAGCUGAUUGUUCCCACUGUACAGAAAGGGCAAAAAGAGGCAAAGGCAUACUUUGUCCAGAGUUGGAAUGGAUCCCAUAUCUUGGCAUAGGCAUGCUGUCCAUUUGUCAGUGGGAGGUGUUCUUCUCCCCACACCCCAAAGAAUGUGAGCAGGACAAAAGGCUUUUUCAUCCUAGCUGCGUUGCUGCAUGGAGACUCCUUGAAACAAUGCUUGUUGCAGUCUGGUGCUUAGACACCUUCAUGGUGCAAGCUCAGCAUUGGACAGGCUGCCAUUUGCUUCAUUCCCUUGCCAAUGCUGAAGUAGGCAACAAGACCACCAAAUGAGAGUGCUUACCAUAAUGGUAUCCUGCCCCGCCAAUAUGGAAGAGGCAUGAGUCUGCUGCACCAUGAGUUAUGCCAGGCACCUUGUGCAAGCAUCCUCCUCUGUUUCUUGGCUUUUCCUAAUCAAUCUUGGAUGCACUGAUUUCAACUUGCACCAAGCACCUACCUCUUGAUCGGCUGCAUGGUGGAACAAACUCCUUUUCAGCCUUUUCUGCACAGCUGUAAGGAACAAUGCAGAGACCAAUGUCUGCUAUUGCUUCCCUGAGUUACCUGGCCCCUGCUCCAUUCAUUCUUGUAUAAGCGGCUUUAAAGGCUUGGUCAGAUUGUCCUGUGAGCAUUGAAAUCACUGAAACCUUGGGCAUAGUUGCAUGCUGCUUUAAUGGUGUCACUUGAAGUGACAUCAGUGUGUUUAAAGAAUUGCGACCAAAUGCAGGGGGCUUGAUCCACACUGGGACCACAAUUUGUGGAGAGAGGAGGCUUAACACUGGCCUAUUACUGCCCGCCCCCCGACAUAAUGGUAAUAGCAAAGCAAUGGAAGUAUUAUUAUUUGACUAUUCCAAUUUGCUGCACAGGUCACCCCGCUGUGCUACUGAUGCUCCUACUCACUACUGUAGUGGUUUUUUUGGGGGGUGGGGUCAAGGUGAGAGAUGGAAGAAAGAAACUUCCCUCUCCCUAUUCACACUGAUCCUGAUCCGCCUUGGGGGGCCCUGUGCUUGUUUUUAAUUUAAAACAAUGGCACUGGUGUAUCACUUAGAACAGUGCAAUUAUAGCAACAUGUAGUUGACCCCUAUCUGUCUUCCAGUGAUGGAGAGAACUGCCAUGUAGCUGGGGCAAGAGUAGAGAUGCAGUAAGGUUUUGCCUUCAGUGUGUAUCUCUCCUUCCCAGGAGCUGUUGAUUUUCAGUGUAUCUAUUUCUGUGGGUGCCUUGGAAUAUCUCCUUAAUGCCAUGGCCCAGAUGUGAAGUAAGGCUGCAUAACCUAUCGUCUCAUGAGGCUGAAGGUAUUCCAAUCACUCACCUGGGGACCAUUUUCAAAAUCUGAGGGUGUGAGGGAACAAAGGAACUUGACAGAAAGUACAUCUCCCAGAAUAAUGCAGUAAUUAAACAGCUGCUGGAAAGUGAUUAUUCUACGGCCUUCAUCCUGCCACCACCGCCUUCCUCGGUCUCCCCACCCACCCUGAAAAAGUAUCUGGUUACCCUGAAUCCUCCACAAAUGCAGGUUUAGGCUUGAGUUUGACACAUCUCCCAUAAACUCGCCAACACUCUCUGUCAUGACCUUGACUUGGGCACUAUUUUCUUUCUCUAAAUAGUUCUUGCUCUGAGCUGUGCUUCCUAGGACUUGAGCUGCAGUCAUACCACUUAAGCUUCUGCUACAUUCCAGCAGAGCUUAGUGGCACUGGCAGCAAAAGAGUCCUGGCAGGGAAAUGAGACUCCCUCUUGCUGGGUAGAAAGCUUUUUACUGUUUCCCACCCUCCUCUUGUCACUCUGGCAAGUCCUUGGAUGUAGGGAGCAGAAUUGCUUAAUAGCAUUUGCCGCCCGUCAGGUGGCUGCAGAACCUCAACCAGUGUGCCAGUGUGCCAGCCAGUGUGGUGUAGUGGUUAAGAGCGGUACUCUCGUAAUCUGGGGAACUGGGUUCGCGUCUCCGCUCCUCCACAUGCAGCUGCUGGGUGACCUUGGGCUAGUCAUACUUCUUUGAAGUCUCUCAGCCCCACUCACCUCACAGAGUGUUUGUUGUGGGGGAGGAAGGGAAAGGCGAAUGUUAGCCGCUUUGAGGCUCCUUAGGGUAGUGAUAAAGCGGGAUAUCAAAUCCAAACUCCUCCUCCUCAACGUUCCUGGGGCAAAGCAUAGUAUUGGGGCCCUUCUCCUGCAUACACUUUGAAUGCUAUCAGUAGAUGACAUAGUAUAUUUAACAGCAUAAUAUUGACAUAAUGCAUUCUGUGGCUUAGUCUGCAGUUGGAUUGUGAAUGCCAGUUCACUAAGUAGGCAAAGCUUGCUGUGAGUGGAGUUAAUGCGUCUCCUUCACAUUCAUAGCUGCUGUUUGUCCUAGUUCGACCUUACUCCUUUAAGGAAGCAUUCCAGCUUACCUUCAUUGAAUUUUGGAAAUAGAAUUAUAACAUUGGAAGGGACCCCAAGGGCAAUCUUUUCCAAUCCUCUUCAAUGCGGGAAUCACAGCUAAAGAAUCCUGACAGGUGGCCAGCCAACCUCUGUUUAAAAACCUCCAGUGAAGGCGAGCCCUCCACCUUUGAGGUAGGUCUGUUCCACUGUCAAGCAGUUCUUACUGUCAGAGAGUUCUUCCUUAUGUUUGGUUGGAAUUUCCUACCUUGUAAUUUGAAUCCAAUCGUUUGGGUCCGACCCUCUGGAUCAGCAGAAAACAAGCUUGCUCCAUCUUUUUUUAUGUCUGCAGCCCCUCUCAGUCUCCUUUUCUCCAGUCUAAACAUGCCUAACUCUCUCCUAAGGCUUGAUUUCCAAUAGGCUUCUUAUAUUUGACUCUACAAAAGAACCAUAAGAGGAGCCUACUGUGACAGGUCAAUGGCCCCUCUAGCCCUCCAUCCUAUUAUCACAGUGGCCAGUGGGAUGCCCAUGGGAAACCAACAAGCGACUCCUCCAUGCAAAGAGGUGGGGGAACGUUCUUUCAUAUGUGGUGGACUUGUAAAAGGGUAAAAGAGUAUUGGGAAACGAUCCAUAAUAAAUUGGGGGAAAAUGUUUAAAAGUACUCCCCCCCCCCAAAAAAAAACCCCAGAGUCUUUCUGUUGGGGAUAAUUCAGACUGAAAUUCCCAGGUAUCAAAAAAUGGUUAUUUAUGUGUGCUACUACUCCGGCCUGUGUUUUGUUAGCCCAAAAAUGGAAAACGAACAAGGUCCCAACCAAAAAAGAAUGGCAACUUAAGCUGACAGAAUAUGCACAAUUUGCAGACUUAACAUAGAGAAUAAGAGAACAAGAAGAACAUACGUUUAAAGAAGAUUGGAAAACGUUUAUUGAAUAUAUGGGAAAUAACUGUGUACAGCUGAAAACGCUGGCAGCGUUAAGAUAAAUUCAACAGUGUAAAUAAGUUUUGAUGGAUGCAAUAAUGGAAUACUAAAUGGUAUAGUUUUUGUAAAAUAUGGAGGGAUUUAUGAUAUGUCAAAUAAAUCAUGGAAGGAGAAGAAGGGAAGUCAUUGAUAUCUUAAGGAUGUAAAAUGAGUAUUCUAAAUUGUAAAACAGAAAAUUUAAUAAAAAUCAGAGAGAGAGAGAUGAAAUCAGCAUGCGGGAAGCCUGUGUAUAUUGAUAGAGGGCGGGAAAGCCAGUGACAUUGUUGCGUGUUCCAAUCAACAUCUGGAUAUGGCUUUUCCCCACGCUGAAAACCUGGCAUGUGUAGCAGCCCGAGAACAUCUAUGUGAAGAGGAGCUGGUGCUUGUACAGAGAUCCCUGGAUGCCACUUUGCAAACCAUUCCCUUAGCAGGAUUGCAUUGAGGGGGAUGAGAUGCAAGCCUUUCUAAAACAAGGUUGCAGGACAGUGCUAGAGGUAGAAAACAGCUCCACUACAGUACUUGUUGGGCUGUUUGUUAAAGAUAAACUUUUAUUUCUUGAAGGCUGCAGUUGAGUUCAUAUGUGUUGAAAUCACAUGGACUCCUUUCUCAAGGAAAAGGAUCCACAGGGGGCCCACCUGCAGUGGGAAGAAAUCAGGAGAGGCUUCUUGAAGGAGGUCUUCCGGGGGCUUGGUCAUUAGGCUUGCUGUGUGGGAAGGAAGCUUAGUACAGCUUCUCAUUAGCUGCGCAUUAAGACUCCCAAAAUAGGGUUUUGUUUUUUUGCCAUUUAAUAUUUUUUCUCUCUCUCUCCUGCACAGGGGAUUAAAAUUUGUGUUUGCCUACAGCCAGGUUAUGCUGAUACCCUAACCUAAUUGCACGAGAACAAGGAGUCUCUGGGCCAAAUUCACAACAAAAGUAGCAGCAAUUUUAGCACUGCAUGACUUGGAUCCCACUCUUCUUGGUGGAAUGUGUCUAAUUUAGGGCUGCUUUAAGCCUCUUUUGUUUGCUGGACAUUCCAUUGCUGAUGGCAGUUUUUCUUUCUGCGUGUGCUGGUGAAAAGGGGCUUGAAGGGAAAAUUUAUGGACCGAAUGUAAGGUUGUGGAAAUGGCAAGUAAUGAUUUCUAUGACAGUGAUGAGCCUUUGACCAGCUGCCAGAAGUAGUUAGUGCUGCUGGCCACAUUCAUAAUUUCCGAGUUUGUGUGUUACACUUUUCUCACCACAAAUAUUUAUUUAUUUAGAGCAGUGGGACCCCACUCUUCAGCCAAAAGGCUUCCAGCGCAGCUUACAUGGAAUCAAAAUAAGACACUCCCUACCCACAGGCUUACGUUCAAAUAAAUAAGUAAACAACACACAAGGGAAAAGGGACAAGGAGGGAAGAGGAAAAUAAAACUCUAAGCUCAUGCACCUAUUUCUAGACAGUUGUUCCCAUAUUGACUAGCUAGCACAGUUCAGAGGCAGGAGGUGCCUGAUGGAGCUAAGUCUUCGGCAAAGUGGAUGCAAUGAACCCUGAGUCCUAUCUCUCCUACUGAGGCAGCCUAAGAAAAUGGCUGCCCCCAGGUGACAGCAGAGAGAGAGGGGGCCUGGUGGAGUUGGCCUGUCACAGCUGAGCUGGUGACAUAUGGUCACCCUAGUGCCACAUUACAGAUUCCUCUCAGUGGUUUAUGGCUUCUGAUGGCGCAAUAAGGAGUCACGCAGCAGUAUCUCCUGGGCUGCUCAGAAAUUGUCUCAGAGGAUAAUUGAUCUAAAACCUAGCCCAGACUGGGAAAGCAGCCAAGAUGGUCUCUGGCCUCAUCAGAACCCUCAGCUUCUGUAGCUGCAGUCAGUCAGGCCUGCAAGGCAGGGAGCAGGUCUUCCAAGACUCAAAACCAUGGUGGUGUCUGAGGUACAGAUUUGACACAAUUUAUUUUAUGAGUGACCCCUUCCAACGGAGUAAGCACUUUCACUGUUUAAGCAGGCUGUGGAGUAGGUAGAGUGUUUGUAUUCUGGAUAAGCUUUAUUCAUUCUCUGAAGUUACUUCUUGGGUAUCUGCCAGAGGUGUGUUUCUUCUCUGAGUCCAAUUGACAAGAGCGUUUAAUUUCAUCACUUGAGCCCACAGGGAUCCUUUCAGUUUUCAAGAUUCCAAUAAAUGAAAUUAAGCAUAAGUCGAAGGGGUCUGGGUCCUGGGACCCCCAGAAAUAAUGAAAAGUUGCACAAUAUAUUUUUACAGUAACUGCUAGCAAGCUCUUUUAAGGCAUUAUGUAUCUAAGGCUACCGAUGAUUUCAGAUCCAUGGCUCUGCUGUGUUAACUUGGCUCUUUUUAAGUCUCUUGUGACUUGGUGAAAAGCAUGUUUCUAGUCCUUGUGAUAACUGAUGUUGUGGGCAGUAAUGGAAAUCAUUCUUGGACAGAGCCAUGGGGGUGGAGUGGGGGUUCUGCGUCUUAAACAGCAAGUGGUUUUUUGCUUGUACCGCUUCACAUUAUCUUCCCUUCCUUAUCUUCAGUUGGAAUAAAAGGCAACUGGUUUUUUUUUCUGAGCCAAGAAUUGGAGUUUUCUCUGGUACAGUUUGCCUAUUGCACUGCCAUGCAUAACUCCAUAAAACAUCGAUAUGCUGUGGAAGUUCACUUCCAUUUCUUCUAACCUUGAGUUGGACCUUUUUGCUGAACCUGAGUAACACAGCUUAUCUUUGGCUGUGGGACCAGAGCAACUAAACUUAAUAUAUAGUUAUAUAUACAAGGUAUAUGAAUGAAUGUAAUAAUAAUAAUAACUACUUCAACUGAUCCACAUGCCAAAACGUUGCCCAAGCCUAGACUCACAAUACCAGCUCCCUACACAUUAAAAUCUGUGGUUUAGCUGUAAGCAUCCUUUGAAAACCAGUUCAGAAUGCAUUGGUCCAUUUGCUUUAUGUUGAAAUAUAAUGUUUAAUCUCUGUUUUAUCUUGCAGGCUAAUAUUGGACAAAUGGACACUCCCAAAGAGCUUUGGAAGAUGAUAACAGGGAACAUGGCUCUGAUUCAGGUGAAUUUUGGGCAAGAGUAUGAUGUCUUUAAACAUGAAGGGCAGCUUGUAAGGAGACUAAAGUCCUGUCAGUUUCUCCACAAUUUCUGAAUGCAUCCAUCAUGUGAUCAUCAGCUCUAAAGACUGAGCAGCAUAGUGCCAGACACCCCUGCUAUCAAAUAUGUUUGCAAUAUUUAGAGUCUGUGUGCAAAAAGAAUAUCUCUCCAUGCCCCACCCUCACCUUCUGCCAUAGCCUGGAAGAAGAUGUGUAUCCUUUGUGUUUGACCCAACAAAUAGGAAGCCUGUGUCUUCAGAGCAAAGGGGCUGGCUUGGCUGGCUCCAAACAGUGAGAAUGCAGUGUUGGUCAGGACACGCAGUAACCUCUAUGACUGCUGUUGAAUUGCAGUAGCUUCCUGAAUGAUUCUGCACAAAUGGGAAUAGGAGCUUCAAGUUCUUUUUCUCCGACUAAUGCCUGACUGCAUCUUCUAGGUUCAAGCAACGGUGGUUGGCUUUCUGGCUUCAAUUGCUGCAGUGAUAUUUGGCUGGAUCCCAGAUGGGCACUUCAGCAUUGGCCAUGCCAUUCUCCUCUGUGCCAGUAGUGUGGCCACAGCCUUCAUAGCCUCCCUUGUGCUGGGUAAGGAGCAAAUGCUAUAUAAGGAGGGGAGAAGAGGUGCUCUACCUGCAGUACCUUCGCAGCAAGACUGAAACAUUUCCUUUCUCUGGUGUCUAGGCAUGAUCAUGAUUGGCGUAAUCAUUGGCUCCAGAAAGAUGGGCAUCAACCCUGAUAAUGUGGCUACACCUAUAGCUGCCAGUCUCGGUGACCUCAUCACACUUGCCCUGCUCUCUGGAAUCAGCUGGGGUCUCUACAUCGAACUAGGUAAGCUGAAGGCGAUUGCAUGACUGUGUUCUGUAUGAAUCAUUCCGUUCAUUCCCUAUAAAAUUCCCAAGCUUAUUCCCAGUAGUCUCAUUUAUAAGGUGAAUUCACAUUUGUACUGGUGUCUGGUGCACACCUGAUGCUGGCUCCCUGCAAGCAUGGCUUGCAAAUCGGAAGCUGAUCUCAGAUGUGUGCUACCUCUCCUCUGUCCUCAUUCCCAUCCCACUUCUCCUGUUACAUGUGCACUCACACUAACCAUGAUUAAUGCCAACCAGGUUCCCUCGUAACCAUGGUUUCGACUUUUUUGCCUUUCCAGGGAAGCAUUGUUUCACAUCGGUGCACUUGUAACUUUAAACCACGAGUAGUUCUGACAAUGGAAUGGGGAGGGAAGGGAAGGUUGCUGAUUCCCUGUUCCCAAAUCAUGUUUUACAGUGAGCCGUCUUUACAUCUGCUCAAACAUCUGUAGUUUAUUACUGCGGAGAUUAUUGAGAAAAAAAGUUAUUCUGUCCUGUUUUGGAAUGGCUGUUUUGGUGGGGAUUCAACUACAUUCCUCUGCUUUGCUUGUAUAUUAAGAAGAAUAGUAACAGCUGCCACAGAUGUCUGUGCAUAUGGGAGAUGGUACUACUUGAAAAGUAUCCAAGUAUUUUUGACCUGGAGGACAGAUGAUAAUAGACUACUCCAGAAAUAUCUAAACUGCCUAUUUCAAGGCAGUUUCAAGGGGAGAGAGUGCAUUACUGCUGAAUCUCCCACUGGCAGGCUCCAGUGCCUAACUCUAGCUCCGCCAUCCCCAUUGUCCAUGCCAGCUGGGAGUCGUAAGUGGGAAAGGCUGCUCUAACUGCAUCCAUGUGAAGAUCUAAUAAAGUAUCACUGCAAAUGCAUUUUUUUAGGUCAGAAGGUUUGGGUUGCUGUGCUACGGUUCUCCUUAGCAAGACUGUUAUGCCCUGUACAGUGAAGGUUAGGACAUAUUGGACUCAUGGGAAACUUGUGGCCCAAAGGCACUCUCUGCACCUAAACUGGUACUGGUCCUGCAAUGGUCUCAGUCAGCCAUGUGGACCGAGAGGUAACCCAACAGGGACUGUAGCAUCCUGCCCAUGUGUAGUACAGGGAACAGUGCAUUUGAACUUCUAAAAUAAAUAUGAGUUGUUGUGACCUUAGAAUACCACAUUCAUUGGAACAGUGUGUUGCGUCAGCAGAUAUCAAAGAUUCCCUUUGGCCUCGUGUAGAAUUUAAAUCCUAAGCGUGGCAAAACAGGCUGUCUUCUUCAGUGAGUGAAACUGCAAUAUGAUGGUUGUCUUGCCACAAACUGCUGUCUUUCACCCUGCGAUGGUGGUUCUUUGACCUCUGGUUUCUUUUUCCCACUCAGAGGAGAAAGCCUAUGUGAAUCCACUGGUGUGUGCUUUCUUUGUUGCCCUGCUGCCCCUUUGGAUCAUCAUUGCCAAGAAGAAUCCAGCAACCCGGGAGGUGCUGUACUCUGGCUGGGAACCAGUCAUCAUUGCCAUGGCUAUUAGCAGGUAAGAAGGUGGCAAGGGGCCGUUCUCUAGGAAGGAUGUCUUGCCUCAGACUCUGAGCCACGUGGUCUGUCUGCUGCUUAAGAAGCCGAUAAAAUUGUUGGGGGGAAGCAGGCAUUUCUGUUCUAUAUUGGGUCAUCCCUUUAAUUGGGCAAACUAUUCAGAGUAAGACUGAGAGUGGCUCUUUUACCACAUCAUUUAGUCACAUGAAACUAGUUUUGUGAAAUCCAUCUUUAAAAUGGCCUGCUUUUCACUCUUUUCUUGGCCUCAGUGAAGACAGACCGCAAAUGACUGGAUGUCAGUUGAUUCAAAAGCACUUUAUACACUUCAAAGAAACCUUUCAAAUAAAGUUUUUUAGGAAUUGUAGUAAUUCACUGGGUGAUUUCAUUGCAUCAUUGAAAACCAGAAUAUUGCUAAGUUGGCAGUAACUCUUUUGUGCAGAGAGCUAUUCUGCCCUGAAUGUUUUCUUCAUUUUCUUCCAUUUUGUUGUUACAGUGUUGGAGGACUGAUAUUGGAUAAAACUGUGUCAGAUCCAAAUUUUGCAGGGAUGGCAGUCUUUACACCGGUUAUAAACGGUGAGUUUCUUUUCACUUGCACCGAUCGCACAUUCACACACGUCCCAGGCCUUUCUACCACCAAAUGCCUACUGGGAACAACUUUCAUGAUUUAUUUAAUCAUGGAUUGAUUCGUUGUGUGUUUUUAAAAUGUAAUUUAAUGUUACUUGUGUCACCAACAUUGGAAGGAUUUGUAUUCUGAAAGGUGGAAUAUAAUUAGUAGUAAGAGAUGUUUUGUUUUUUUUAAGUGCCCCAUGAUAUUCUUGUAAAGAAGCUGGUAAAAUGCGGUCUUGACUAUGCUACCACUCAGUGGAUUUGUAACUGGCUGACUGACCGAACCCAAAGGGUGCUCCUCAAUGGUUCCUCUUCAUCCUGGAGAAGAGUGACUAGUGGGGUGCCACAGGGUUCUGUCUUGGGCCGGUCUUAUUCAACAUCUUUAUCAACGACUUGGAUGAUGGACUCAAGGGCAUCCUGAUCAAAUUUGCAGAUGACACCAAACUGGGAGGGGUGGCUAACACCCCAGAGGACAGGAUCACACUUCAAAGCGACCUUGACAGAUUAGAGAACUGGGCAAAAACAAACAAGAUGAAUUUUAACAGGGAGAAAUGUAAAGUAUUGCACUUGGGCAAAAAAAAUGAGAGGCACAAAUGCAAGAUGGGUGACACCUGGCUUGAGAGCAGUACAUGUGAAAAGGAUCUAGGAGUCUUGGUUGACCACAAACUUGACAUGAGCCAACAGUGUGACGCGGCAGCUAAAAAAGCCAAUGCAAUUCUGGGCUGCAUCAAUAGGAGUAUAGCAUCUAGAUCAAGGGAAGUAAUAGUGCCACUGUAUUCUGCUCUGGUCAGACCUCACCUGGAGUACUGUGUCCAGUUCUGGGCACCACAGUUCAAGAAGGACACUGACAAACUAGAACGUGUCCAGAGGAGGGCAACCAAAAUGGUCAAAGGCCUGGAAACGAUGCCUUAUGAGGAACGGCUAAGGGAGCUGGGCAUGUUUAGCCUGGAGAAGAGGACGUUAAGGGGUGAUAUGAUAGCCAUGUUCAAAUAUAUAAAAGGAUGUCACAUAGAGGAGGGAGAAAGGUUGUUUUCUGCUGCUCCAGAGAAGCGGACACGGAGCAAUGGAUCCAAACUACAAGAAAGAAGAUUCCACCUAAACAUUAGGAAGAACUUCCUGACAGUAAGAGCUGUUCGACAGUGGAAUUUGCUGCCAAGGAAUGUGGUGGAGUCUCCUUCUUUGGAGGUCUUUAAGCAGAGGCUUGACAACCAUAUGUCAGGAGUGCUCUGAUGGUGUUUCCUGCUUGGCAGGGGGUUGGACUCGAUGGCCCUUGUGGUCUCUUCCAACUCUAUGAUUCUAUGAUUCUAAGUGACACCUUAGGAAGGACAGCUACAAGCAUAUGUAAAAAGGAUUGGGAGAUGUAUUGAAGUGGUCCAGGAAUUGGUUCCGGAUUCUUCGGGGAAGCUAUUUCAAUGGUUCUCUUUCUCUCUCCUCGUUCUUUCUAGGUGUUGGUGGCAAUCUGGUGGCUGUCCAAGCCAGCCGCAUCUCCACUUACCUCCACAUGAGUGGGAUGCCUGGAGAGAGUUCUGAGGCGGCCCCUCGAAAGUGUCCAAGUCCUUGCAGCACUUUCUUCAGUUCAGGUAGCCAAUUUGUGUAGUGUACUGCCCCCACCCCUUUUAAUAUAAUAAAAGUCACAGCAUCUCAAAAGCGAAGCUAAGAUUGAUUGCUUCAUAGAGAGGAAGGCCUCUCUAUGACUCCGACUUAAAUAUUCACCAUUCUAGCCCUGUAGGAAGUCCGUCAAUCUAAGCACAUCUCCUCCUGUCUUGCUCCUGUAUCCUAGAGAAUUUUGGGAGUUCUGUGCAGCUAGUUCUAAAUGCAGUUUGGCCUUGUGUCUUUGGAAACGCUUGUUUUUUUCCAUUUCCUUGUUCCCCAUAACAAAUCUUCAUGUAAAUUAAAAGCCAUUUAGUUGUUUGUGGGUUUACAAACUGCAUCUGUGGAACUAUUUUGAAGCUCUUGCUAGUAUUACAAAACGCUUGAGUGAGCCUGCAAAUUUUCUAGUGGUACAAUUCCUACCAGAUUCUGUAGUGAUGUUUUGCCUUCUUAUAACAUAAAGCUGGUUCUGGGUCCGUCCAUACAGCUCUCCCUUCAGUGAGACAGCCUAGGACAGGGAAGAGGAACCUGUGGCCCUCCAAAUGUUGCUACAGCUACCAUCGUUCUUGACCAUUAGCCAUGCUGUCCGCAGCUGAUGGGACUUGCAGUCAGACAACUUCUGGAAUGCCACACUUUCCCCAUCCCUGGUCUAGAACUUUGUAUGACUACAAUUUUCAGAAUAAGGCUUGUAGUGCAGAAUCCAGUGUCUCCUAAGGAUUCUUUGUCGCCUUGGCUAGAAAUGUGCUUAAAGAAAUCCAUCACAGAUGUAGAGAAAAUCCCGGAAAUUAAUUGCAACUCGUUGCAAAGAUGCACUAGAAUUUUUUUUGGUGGGGCUUCGUUCACAUUCAUUUGCUGAGGGUUCAUUGAUCCCUGUUGCUUGCUGUUACACACAGACUUUCUACAAGUCCUGACAAAUGUGAACUAAUUUCAUAUCCCGCUUGGUGACAAAUAAGUCUCAAUUAUGUGACUGAAUGGAACGUGCAAAAAAAAAAAUACACUAUCCUUAUUUUCAUAUUUCAAUUGCAGGAAUUCAGAUUGUUUAUCAUAGAAUUCUAAUCAUGUAACCUUGACAAGGAACAUAGAUUUCUGUCUAAUGGGUAGAACAAGUCAAGGCUGCUUCUCCUAAUUAAUUUAACUAGCUUCUGUUGUCUAAGCUGUGGUAACAUCUAAGUGAAAUUAUUGCAAUGCAUUCUAUGUGGGGCUGCCUUUGAAGAUGGCUUGGAAACUGCAGCUGGUGCAGAGUUCAGCAGCUUGAUUGCUGAUUGGGACAAGAUGAUCUGAGCACAUCACACCCCCUAAUUUGCUUCUAGGCCCAAUUUAGAGUGCGGGUUUUGACCUAUAAAGCCUCAUGUGGUUCAGGACCACCUCUCCCCACGUGAACCAACCUAGACCCUGCUCCUUUAUACAUAUUACUUUUAUAUUAUGUUUUACACUUGAUUUUAAUGCUUGAAUUUCAUACAUCUCUUUGAGUUCGACUUUCUGAAAUGAAGCAACUAAUAAAUAUGACGGUGGUGAUGCUAACUCCUCUGCUGCCUCUUUACCUCUGUUCUGCAGAUGUGAAUUCCCGGUCUGCCCGCGUGCUCUUCCUCCUGGUGGUUCCUGGCCAUCUUGUUUUCCUCUACACCAUCAGCUCCAUGCAAGGCGGCCACACAACACUCACCCUGAUCUUUAUCAUUUUCUACAUGACUGCUGCACUUCUCCAGGUAAGCACUGGCUUCGGUUGCCUUGUCAGUGGUGAGACUGGAAUUUGAUUAGAAUGAUGAACAUGGAUCUUUUAUUGACCACCUACACAUGGUUAGGCGUAGGAUGCUGACAGCAUUUGGAGUUUAAGCGCAUCAGCAGAAGUUGACCUUGACACCGAAUCACUGCUGGAAGAGCAUACCUUACACUGCAUAUAAUCACACUGAGGCUCUGAGUUUAGGAAAGUAAGAAAGCUACGUUUAUUGCAGGAAACACAUGCUUGAUCGGAAAGUUCCUAAUUCUAACUUAACUGAGUGUAGAAUGCAAUGACCCAUGCUUCCUCUUACAUCUCAGUGGGAGAGACAGAAAAGAUGUCUCCUUUUCCAAGCUGAGGAUGAAGAAGAAAGAAUGAGGUCAGCAACCCUAGGAGUUUAUCUGUAGUUAACUUAUAAAGAGAUCUGAAGUAAGUUCUAGCGUAAUUCAAUGGAAGUUUCUCUAAGAUAAGGGAAUACAGUCGUACCUAAGAAGUCGAAUGGAAUCCGUUCCGGAAGUCCGUUUGACUUCCAAAACGUUCGGAAACCAAAGCGCGGCUUCUGAUUGGAAGCCGCGGAAGCCCUGUCGGACGUUCGGCUUCCAAAGAACGUUUGCAAACUGAAACACUCACUUCCGGGUUUGCGGAGUUCGGGAGCCAAAACGUCUGAAUACCAAGGCAUUCGGGGUCCGAGGUACGACUGUAUACAGAAUUGCAGCCAAUGCUCCUUUGGCAUAAUGAGACACAUUUUACAGAAUACAGUAUUGUUUUCAAAGAUACAGUUGAAUAUAUUGUUACUACUUUUUAAAAAUCAGUAGUUUUUUAAAAAAAGAAUUCCUUUUUGUUUGCUUAACAGAGCUGACAUCUACCAAUAUGAUUUCUCUCAAUCAUAUGCAGCUUCCAUUAUGACAUGCAUACCACAGUUAUAAACUUAAAACAGUUUUUCCCUUGACACUUAAUGUUCUGGAAAAUGUUGAACCUCUGAUAACUAAAUAGUGCCAGGCUCAGUUUAAAAUACUUUUUGUAAAGCUGUAUUUGGACAUGCAAUUCUUAAGCAAUUCACAAGCUUUGAUAUGUCUAAGCAAGUCCCACUGAAUUCUAUGGACCUUACUUCCAUGUAAGUAUAAGAGUCCAACCUCUGUUCUUCUACUAAUAAACAUUUAUAGUGAAAUACUAUCCAAAAUAUACCAUGUUCUCUAGUUUGCUGUUCUGUCAAAGUAUGCUAUGUUUCUGCACAUUAUAAAACAAAACGUUAUUUGGUAUUUUAUGCCAUGUACAAGCACAGUCAAUAUGUGCACAUGGGAUUUUUUAAAAAACAAAUGUUUAUACUAACAAUUCAGUCCUUUUUAGUUGUCAUAAUAAAGUUAUCUAAACGACUUUCCAAAUGCCUAAUCUACUAAUUUGGAUAAUAGACUAAUUGGUGAACUAAUACAGUGGUACCUUGGUUCUCAAACUUAAUUUGUUCUGGAAGUCCAUUCCAAAACCAAAGCAUUCCAAAACCAACGCACACUUUCUCAUAGAAAGUAAUGCAAAACGGAUUAAUCCGUUCCAGACUUUUAAAAACAACCCCUAAAGCAGCAAUCUAACAUGAAUUUUACUAUCUAAUGAGACCAUUGAUUAUAAAAUGAAAACAAUAAUCAUUGUACUGUACUGUAAAAUAAAUAAUACAGUAUUGUAGAUGAUAAAAAUUAAAAUUACUUUUUUUCUUACCUGCACUGAUUAUAGUCAUUGUUUGGAUGGGGGGCUUUUAUCCAUUUUUGGCGUAAUACAAUCAAUCAGUAGCUGAACUGGGUUCCACACAGUCACAAAAACAAAGUAACUGAAAAAGCCUCAAAAUAAACGCAAAAUAAAUAGCAAAAACAAAAGCGCCAAACUUAAUGUGUUCCGGAAGUCCGUUUGACUUCCAAAAUGUUCAAAAACCAAGGCGCAGCUUCUGAUUGGUGCAGGUGCUCUGGAAACAAUAGCCGACAGUCGCAUCGGAUGUUUGGCUUCUGAAAAUCGUACGAAAACCAGAACACCUCCAGGUUUUCGGCGUUUGAGUACCAAGUCAUUUAUUUGAGUACCAAGGUACCACUGUAUAGGGUAGGGAGAAAGAUAAAUUUCUGUGCUUUUAUUUUAUUUUUAAGGGCAACAAUUCUGAGGUACUGUACUUCAGGUCCUAAUCACUUUAGAUAACUGCACUGAGCAUAUAUCCUCUAAGAUUAGGCUAGAUUUUGAGUAGCUUUUAUCUGAAAGUAGUUUCUGACAGAGGAAUUUACAACCCUUUCUCCUCCCGCAUAGACUCUUGUAUGGCCACAGAAGGGUAGAAAUUAGAUUUCCUGCUGAGAAAAGGAGAUGUGGGGCAUGCCAUUUCCUCCCUCCCUUGUUCAAGACUUUAUUUACCCAGUAGUAAGUUGUCAAGUCAGCCAGAAUGAAUGAUGGAAGGGGAUGGGGAUGAGGCUAGUGAAAUGGAUGCUGAGGGUUCUGAUUACUCUCAGCUGUCCUUGUAGCGUAUUUUGGCUUCCCAUAAUUCUUGGGCACAAACUGCAAAGCGCGGGAGGAAAGAGAGGCUGUGGCCAGGGAACUUUCAGCCGAAACUGACCACUUCCUUGACGCUUGUGGAAGUAGCUGCUGACUCUGAGUCAUGUCAGCAGCUGAACAGAACCUCAGGGAAGUGACUUGCAGUUCUCCUGGGAAGAAAGGAAACAUCCUGCCAGAUGCAGCUCAUGGACCCCCCACUAUGCUUGGAAAGUUUAGAAGGGAACUUUGGUGAACUUAUCAUUCCAGGGACAUUGCAUAGUACAGGUUGCUUCAUUUCCAAAGGUCUGGAGGGAGAUAGUAUUUCUCUUACUACUUACAGCGAUUUGCAGUAACUGUAAUUUGAGAGACCUGUCAGGAGUAAGCAUGGACCAAUGGUACCAAAUAUUAUGGAAAACAGCCCUACUAGAAAAAUUAACCAAUAAACUGAAACUGACACGGGGACAAACAGAAGAAAACGCCUUUACCCCGGUAUGGCUCCCCUUUAUCACAUUCACAGCCCAACAAGACAAUGACAAUAACCCACCAACAGCAUACAAAUCAAUAUGGCUAACCUGAUCCAAAACACCCACCCACCCCACUCACACAUGAAAACAAAGAUCACCACAGCCAAUCACAAACAAACAACCACACCCUAGGCCAACCCCAACCUCUCUCACCACCAAAGAAACACAAAUGAACAGCAGAGAACCUGCACGAGCAACGCUGACACGAAACCCUACAUACAUUAAGCAAAAUAGAAACAUUGCCACCCGACCCCCACCCCACCCCCACCCAUCUUUGCCCCCUCCCCCCCUCCCCCCAAUGUCUCAACAAAUGAAACUGAUUUGUAAAAAUGUUACAUGGAAAAAAUACGAGAGACAUUACACAUACUUCUGUAAAACAAGAAAAUCUUUAAUAAAAUUUUUUAAAAAUAAAAAUGGCUUUCAUUCACACCACCAGGCUGAGGAGCAUCAGCAAGCGAGGUGGGCAGUCAGUUGUUUCUCAUGAGUAACCAUGUGCAGAGCAUCACUUGCCCUGCCAGUUGGCCAUAGGUCCUGGGGCUGUAGAGAGAGGAGGCCAGAGGUGAGAGCAGCCACGGUAUUUCAGACUAUAGAGUCUUCUCUCUUCCAGUCAGCUCACUGUCGUUGCUCGCCCUGCUAUAGUGGUGCCAUCAGGGCAGGACUUAGGGAUAGAGGUCCUGGGCUCCAUUCGGCAGAAUGAACAGGAGGGUCGCAAAUGCAGCAGGGGUGGCUAACCACAUUUUGACCCCUGAGCCCUGACUCCUGAGGGCCAAAUGUGGUCCUCCAAGUCUCUCCAUCUGGCCCUUGGGAAUCUCUCUAGGCCGCACAAGCUCACUAGCCCUGCUCUGCAACCUUCUUGAGGGCUUUUGUCUGACUGGAAUGUGUCCUUCAACUCUGACCAUGCCUCUUGCUUCCUUGGAUUGAAGAACAGAGAGGGGGCUGUUUAUGUAGAAAUGCGCUGUACAACUGGAAAAUCUGCUUUUGUUGCUCUGCCUGCUUUUCCCUCUGGCCCCAUCCCCUGUUGGCCUGUGGUUCCUAGAAGGGAAUGUGGCCCUGGGACUGGAAAAGAUGUAGAUGCUUAGCAUCUGAAGAGGAAGGCCCUGUAAAUCUACUGGGUGACUUUAGAAUCGGAACUUAACUGCAUUGCUAGAAGUGGGGAGUCUUUCCCAAAAGAGCUGUGUCCCCGUUAAUCCACCACAUUUGCGCAGGAGUGGCUGUUGUGCCCUUAUUACUGAAUUGGGGCUUGCGUUAUCAUAAAAUAUUGGAUAAUGCUGUGUAUACCAAGCUUGCUUUAGUGCUUCAGUUCAAGACCAAACAUGCAAUUCCAGUGGCCUUGGCAUCAGUGGCUAAUGUGACGCAUUGUGCUUCUGUCUUCUAGGUUCUCAUUCUUCUCUACAUUGCCGACUGGAUGGUCCACUGGAUGUGGGGCAGAGGCAUGGACCCGGACAACUUUUCUAUACCUUACCUGACAGCGCUGGGCGACUUGCUUGGGACAGGUCUGCUGGCCCUCAGCUUCCAUAUUCUCUGGCUCAUUGGGGACCGAGACACAGACGUAGGGGACUGA
This is a messenger RNA of Podarcis lilfordi (Lilford's wall lizard), 32160 nucleotides long. Lineage: Eukaryota; Metazoa; Chordata; Lepidosauria; Squamata; Lacertidae. The record is from the annotation of a GenBank genome assembly.